CACACGUCUCACAAGUUUUUGAGAGAGAAAGAUAGAAAGUGGCAAAAACCAAGGGCGUAGCCUAUAAAUCGCUUGAAAUUUUGGAACCACAACCAUACGAGAAUGGCAGCGUGGGACCUGUCCAUCAUUGUAAAGGAACUGGGACCGGAGGCCCCACCUCUUAAAAUCAGUGUCACCUCAGAUCUGCAUAUUGGUGGAGUCAUCCUCAAAGUUGUGGAAAAGUCACAAAUAAAGAAGGAUUGGUCCGAUCAUGCUCUAUGGUGGGAACAGAAACAACAGUGGUUGUUGAAGCCGUCCUGGACGCUGGAUAAAUGUGGGAUUCAUGCAGAUGCCCGACUCUGCCUCACGCCCCAGCACAAGCCUCUGCGGUUGGGUUUGCCCAAUGGCACAACGCUCCGGCUAAGAGCCUGCUUCUCCAACCCUGUGUUCCGUACUGUCAUAGGCAUCUGCAAACUCCUGAACAUUCGCCAUCCAGAGGAACUAUCUCUCCUGUGGCCAGUGGAAGCGAAGAAGAAAAAGAAAGAUAAAGAUGCUGAGGAAGAGAUGUAUGACAUCACAUGCGCACCACUUCCUUCAAGCACAAUCCUAAAGCUUGCCAAUGGCAUGCCUGCUUUUUUUGCUGAGUCACCUGAAACUGAGGCUGUGUACAAGACGCUGUCCGUCAGUCAGCCUGCACCAGCACCAGAAACCAUUACUAAGAUGUACCGCUCGACAAAUAUAGUGGAGAAAGCACAAGUUAACAGCAGGUGGUUGGACUCAUCCCGUUCACUCCUACAACAGGGGAUUAAAGAUAAUGAUAAACUCCUUCUGCGUUUCAAAUACUACAUAUUUCAUGAUGUCAUACCACAGAGUGACGCUGUGCGUCUGACGCAGCUGUACGAGCAAGCUAGAUGGGCCAUUCUGCUGGAGGAGAUUGAAUGCACAGAGGAGGAGAUGAUGGUCUUUGCUGCUUUACAGUACCACAUUGGGAAAGUGUCACUGACGGAGCAGUUUGUGGCGUCGUGUACUGCUAUGGAAGAUCUAGAUUCGGCUCUUCAGUGUCUGGAGGUGAAGAUCGAAGGAGAGAACAGUGCUGAUGACAUGUUGGAAACAAUGGCAGCACCAGAACUACAUGACUACCUGAAAAUAUUUAGGCCGAAGAGGCUGACCCUGAAAGGAUAUAAGCAAUUCUGGUUUACGUUCAAGGAUACAACCAUCUCCUACUACAAGAGUAAAGAGGAGAGCUGUAAAGAGCCAAUUCAACAGAUGAACCUUAAAGGUUGUGAGGUGGCCCCUGAUGUGAGUGUUGCCGGGCAGAAGUUUUGUAUCAGGCUCCUGAUCCCGGGGCCAGAGGGCAUGAAUGAAGUCUACCUGCGCUGUGAGAAGGAACAGCAGUACAGUCGAUGGAUGGCAGCAUGUCGUUUGGCCUCGGAAGGCAAGACUUUAGCAGACAGCUCGUUCUCCAGUGAGGUGCAGAGUAUCCAGUCUUUCCUGGCCAUGCAGAAUACCACACCUAGUAAUAACACAGCUCAGACUGAUGACAGCAUCAAUACACACAGUCUGGUCUCUCCACGAUACCAGAAGAAGUACAAACCCAAGCAGCUCACGCCGAGGAUCCUGGAAGCCUAUCAGAAAGUAGCACAGCUCUCAUUAACAGAUGCUGUUCAGAGGUUUCUUCAGAUCUGGCAAGCGCUGCCUGAAUUUGGGCUCUCUUAUAUUGUGGUCAGGUUUAAGGGUUGCCGUAAGGAUGAGGUGCUUGGCAUCGCCAAUAAUCGUUUAAUCCGAAUUGACCUGAGUGUGGGAGACAUAGUGAAAACUUGGAGAUAUAACACCAUGAGGCAAUGGAAUGUCAACUGGGACAUCAAACAGGUUGCCAUUGAGUUUGAUGGGAACGUGAACAUCGCCUUUAGCUGUGUGACAGCAGAUUGUAAGAUUACCCACGAGUACAUCGGCGGCUACAUCUUCAUGUCCACAAGGAGUCGAAACAAGAGUGACACCCUGAAUGAAGAGCUGUUCCACAAACUGACCGGCGGCCAUGAAGCUUUAUGAGAAGAAAGAAAGUCUGUGCACGUACAGACUGCCUGCAUUUAUUGAAUGAGAUCUUCCAACGACAUUCGAGAAAUA
This is a messenger RNA of Xyrauchen texanus (razorback sucker), 2103 nucleotides long. RefSeq names its product fermitin family homolog 3-like. The coding region runs from base 103 to 2028 and encodes 641 amino acids. Gene Ontology annotation, cellular component: cell-substrate junction. The record is from RefSeq and is a predicted model, not a curated record. Gene Ontology annotation, biological process: cell-matrix adhesion; platelet aggregation; leukocyte cell-cell adhesion. The transcript has 15 exons. NCBI's taxonomy places the organism in Eukaryota, Metazoa, Chordata, Actinopteri, Cypriniformes, Catostomidae. Gene Ontology annotation, molecular function: integrin binding.